CAAAAAUUGCUGAGAAUUCCCCAUAGCCCCUCCCCUCUCCGACUCCGCCCUUUCUCUCUGACCCUCACCUUUUCUUCUGGCACGCAUUGCCAACUCUCGAAGCAAUGGCUUCAUCAAUCAGAGCUUCAACGAUGCUUCAGUCGCCCUCAAUUGGGCUCCAGAGCGUUGCUCGUCGCUCAUUCGCCAUUCUGUCACGUGCGAGACCAAGCAGCAGCAUCGUCAGUGCGAGCAGACUGCAGCAGUCGUCGCGCAGAGGCUAUGCGGACAUCAAGCCUGUUGAGCCGGUGAAGCCUCGCCGCAAGUUCAGAGCCUUCAGGUUGAUGUGGAGAGCGACCUACCUCUCUCUCAUCGGAGGCGUAGCUUACAUGGGAUACGGCAUCUACGAACUGCGUCAUCCUAUGGAGCAGCCAAUUCCCGAUCCAAACAAGCAGAACCUCGUUAUCCUAGGUACCGGAUGGGGCGCGGUCUCGCUGCUCAAGAAGCUCAACACCGAGAACUACAACGUCAUUGUAGUCUCUCCUCGCAACUACUUCCUAUUCACACCCCUUCUGCCAUCAUGCACGACCGGUACCAUCGAGCACAGAUCUAUCAUGGAGCCGAUCCGAUCCAUUCUCAGACACAAGAAGGCCGCCGUUACUUUCUACGAAGCCGAAGCCUCGCACAUCGACCCAAUCCGCAAGACCGUCAGCAUCGCCGAUAACUCUGAGAUCAAGGGCACCUCCGCGAAAACCGAGGUCUCCUACGACAAGCUAGUCAUCGCUGUUGGCGCCGAGAAUGCCACCUUCGGCAUCCAGGGUGUCACCGAGCACUCUUGCUUCCUGAAGGAGGUCGGUGAUGCCCAGCGCAUCCGCACCAAGAUCAUGGACUGCAUCGAGACCGCGACAUUCAAAGACCAAUCGCCCGAGGAAAUCAAGCGUCUCCUCCACAUGGUCGUCGUCGGCGGCGGCCCAACCGGCGUCGAAUUCGCCGGCGAGCUGCAAGACUUCUUUGACCAAGACAUUCGCAAAUGGGUCCCUGAAAUCAGCGACAAGUUCAAGGUGACGCUGAUCGAGGCUCUCCCCAACGUGCUCCCCUCCUUCUCCAAGCAGCUGAUCGACUACACGGAGUCGACCUUCAAAGAGGAGAAAAUCACCAUCAUGACCAAGACCGCCGUCAAGAAAGUCACCGCCAACACCGUCGAAGCCGAAGCCACCAGCCCCGACGGCAAGAAGACCACCACGAUCCUCCCCUACGGCCUCCUCGUCUGGGCGACCGGUAACGCCGUCCGCCCCAUCGUCCACGACCUCAUGUCCCAGAUCCCCGCGCAGAAGGACUCCCGCCGCGGCCUCGCCGUCAACGAGUACCUCGUCGUCCAGGGAACCACCGACAUCUGGGCCACGGGUGACUGCGCUGUUGCGGGUUAUGCGCCAACUGCCCAGGUUGCUGCGCAGGAGGGCGCUUUCCUCGCGCGUCUGUUCAAUACGAUGGCUAAGACUGAGUUCCUCGAGAGCCGCAUUGAUGAGCUCUCCACCUCGUUGAACGUUACUCGCACCGAUGCGCCGGUUGUUGCUACCGAGCUCGAGGACCUCCAGAAGAGUCUUCGUCGCAUCAAGGAUAUCAAGCCGUUCCACUACUCGCACCAGGGUUCGUUGGCGUAUAUUGGCAGUGAUCGCGCGGUCGCGGAUGUGACGUGGUUUAAUGGCAACUUUGCCUCGGGUGGAAGCCUCACGUAUCUCUUCUGGCGCAGCGCGUAUCUGAGUAUGUGCUUUAGCACACGUAACCGCGUCCUCGUCGUCGUAGACUGGCUCAAAUCGAAGGCUUUCGGCCGCGACGUCUCUCGCGAGUAAGCACAAACAAUCCGCCGCAUGUAAAACAUUUAGCAGGCUGGAUCCGGGAUGGGUUGGUAUAGACUGGGGAUGGUGGACGGGCGACAAUUUUUCUUUUCCUAAUUACGACUCUCUUGGGAUAGACGGGGUUUUUUAUUUUCUGCGCGCUGCAAUUUUUCAUAAUAUUGUACGAUGGUGUGAGGGGGC
Pseudogymnoascus destructans is the source of this 2012-nucleotide messenger RNA. RefSeq names its product NADH:ubiquinone oxidoreductase. The record is from RefSeq and is a predicted model, not a curated record. The transcript is spliced from 3 exons. Lineage: Eukaryota; Fungi; Ascomycota; Leotiomycetes; Thelebolales; Thelebolaceae. The coding region runs from base 105 to 1826 and encodes 573 amino acids. Gene Ontology annotation, molecular function: NADH dehydrogenase activity.